AUAACUCCUCGGGCCUUCACUCUUGAACUGUAUGCGUGUGCAGUGCAGUGGUCCUCUCUCUCGUUGCCAGUUUUCAUGGCGAAGAAAUCACAGAAAAGCCUCAACAGCACUGGGAAGCGCACACGCAAAAGCGUCCCAAGAGACUCACCUCCACAACGAAGUUCAAUCUAUAGGGGUGUCACAAGGCAUCGAUGGACUGGUCGAUAUGAGGCUCAUUUGUGGGAUAAGAAUUGCUGGAAUGAAUCACAGAGCAAGAAAGGAAGACAAGUAUAUCUAGGGGCAUAUGAUGAUGAAGAAGCCGCAGCACGUGCCUAUGACUUGGCAGCAUUGAAGUACUGGGGCCAAGAUACCAUUCUCAAUUUUCCAUUAUCAAAUUAUGAGGAAAAGCUCAAGGAGAUGGAGGGCCAGUCAAAAGAAGAAUAUAUUGGAUCCUUGAGAAGAAAAAGCAGUGGAUUCUCUCGAGGAGUUUCAAAAUACAGAGGCGUAGCAAGACACCACCAUAACGGAAGAUGGGAAGCUCGAAUUGGAAGGGUCUUUGGCAACAAAUAUCUAUACCUUGGAACUUACGCUACACAAGAAGAAGCAGCCGCAGCAUAUGACAUGGCAGCAAUAGAAUACAGAGGACUUAACGCGGUUACAAACUUUGACCUGAGCCGUUAUAUCAAUUGGCCACGUCCUAAAACAGAAGAAAAUCAUCAAACUAUUCCUAGCAAUGAAAAUGUAAACUCUAAUGCUGAACUUGAGCUAGGUUCGGCUAGUGAUGAGAUCACAGAAGAGGGUGUAGCACCAUCUUCAGAAUCAAAUCCUUCUCGUCGCACAUUCCCUGAAGACAUUCAAACAAUUUUUGAAAAUCAAGAUUCAGGCAUCUACACUGAAAAUGAUGAUAUCAUUUUUGGUGACCUGGGCUCCUUUGGUGCACCAAUUUUUCAUUACGAGCUUGAUGUUUAGAAUUGGAGGACUUCUUCUGGCCAAUACGUUAUUUUUCAAAAGGGGGUAAUCAACCAAAAAAGAUGAUAAAGAAAUUAGGGGGUAAGAGUAAACAUUUUAGAGAUCGAGUGGAAGAUUCUUUAAAAGUAACAUACAAGGGGGGAAGAGGGAUUGGAUCAUUUUAUUUGCGAUAGAACAAGAUGCAUGGCAUACAAGUACAACUGCCUCAUUUUAACAAUUUAGUUUUAUUAUGUAUGUCUCCACAAGCGUGGGUAGAUGUCACAACAUUUAGUUAUUAUAAGCAAUAAGAAUAAUAUUUUUUUAAA
This is a messenger RNA of Glycine soja, 1253 nucleotides long. Its product is annotated as AP2-like ethylene-responsive transcription factor At1g16060. Gene Ontology annotation, biological process: regulation of DNA-templated transcription. The record is from RefSeq and is a predicted model, not a curated record. Gene Ontology annotation, molecular function: DNA binding; DNA-binding transcription factor activity. The coding region runs from base 76 to 948 and encodes 290 amino acids. NCBI's taxonomy places the organism in Eukaryota, Viridiplantae, Streptophyta, Magnoliopsida, Fabales, Fabaceae. The transcript is spliced from 8 exons.